GGGUGGGGCGAGCGGACAGUCCCAGUGUGAGGUAGGAGAGGAAGAAAACACCCAGGAGAGCAGCCCUCCCCUGAUAUAUAACAGAGGCGGAAGUUCUAUAGACAGCAGCAACAGAGACGGAGAGCAGCCAGCCAGUGUCUCGGUGCCCUGUUCACUACACACCGCCGGCACAGCAUUACAGGUUCAUAACUUUGGAGAGUUGCAUCUUCCAGUUGUAAACUAAUCAACAUGACAAGCAACUACAGCGUAUCUCUGGUUGGCCCUGCUCCAUGGGGCUUCAGGCUUCAAGGUGGCAAAGACUUUAACAUGCCUCUGACUAUCUCAAGGUUGAAUGAUGGCGGGAAGGCUGCUAGAGCAAACAUUGGGAUUGGUGACGUGGUGCUUACCAUUGAUGGUAUAAGCACUGAUGGAAUGACUCACUUGGAGGCACAAAACAAGAUUAAGACAUGCACUGGAUCACUGAGUUUGACUUUACAAAAAGCUGUGGCGUUGCGGACCAACCCAAAUCCUACACAAACUGAAGCACCUAAAGAAAUAAUAAAGCCUGUGCCCAUUGCAAAUCCCACACCUGCUGUACCCAAAGUCAACACUUCAGUCAAUGUGGCCUACAACAAAGCACCUAGACCAUUUGGAGCUCCAUCUUCUUCCAAGCCUGCUUCAAUCCCAUCACCAUCCUCUGCCUUUACCCCAGCCUCUGCAUCCCAGCCAUCUGCUUUAUCUCUGCUGGCUGCUGUGAACCCACCAACCCUUGCUGCACCCACUUUGCAUGCCAGUUAUAAACCUGCCACUGAUGGCCAAGCGCCAGCUUUGAGUGCCACUAAACCUGCAGUUAAUGUUCCACGGCAGCCUGCCAGCUACAGUCCGUCUGUCAAUCAGUAUGCUUAUGAGGUUGUACCAGAUAGCACUGAUGUGCAAAGAAGGGGACAGAAGGACAACCUGUCGGACAGGCCUCAAAAUGGCCCUCCUCGAAAACACAUUGUGGACACCGAAAUAGAUUUCCACCACGUUCCUGCUUUCAGUGAUGCCAGCAAGAAGCGUCUGAUAGACAACACUGAAGACUGGCAUCCCCGCACUGGUACCACCCAGUCACGUUCUUUCCGCAUCCUUGCUCAGAUGACUGGCACUGAGCACAUGACUGAACCAGAGCCUGAAAAUGUGAAAAAGAACCAUGAUUUGCUAGAGCCUACACCUGUCAAUGCGAUGUCUGCUGCAUCUGCUAAGACUAUGCCCAGUUCCUAUAAAUCCACACCAGCUGCAUACAAACCCAGCACUGUGCCAAAUACAUCCAAACCAGGAGGCUGGCAACCAGCAGCCCCAUUAACUGGAAGGAUCACAAAUCCACCUUCUUCAGUAAAACCAACAAGCAAUAACAAGCCAUUUGCACCACCUCCUGUGGAUGACCAAGACACACUGUUCCAGAGGGCGGAACAUAUACCUGCCGGAACCCGCACCCCAAUGUGUGCCAUCUGCAACCUAGUCAUUCGAGGACCAUUUUUGUUGGCUUUGGGUAAAUCAUGGCAUCCAGAAGAAUUCAAUUGUGCUCACUGCAAGCAGAGCAUGGCGGAAAUGGGCUUUGUUCAAGAGAAAGGGGAGCUGUAUUGCGAGAUUUGUUACGAGAAGUUCUUUGCACCAGAUUGUGCCCGUUGCCAGAGGAAGAUACUUGGGGAAGUCAUCAAUGCUCUGAAGCAGACCUGGCAUGUCUCCUGCUUUGUGUGCGUAGCCUGUCACACUCCUAUUCGUAACAGCGUCUUCCAUUUGGAAGAUGGAGACCCCUACUGUGAGACAGAUUAUUAUUCCCUGUUUGGUACUAUUUGCCAUGGAUGUGAGUUUCCUAUUGAAGCUGGAGAUCGGUUCCUGGAAGCACUGGGACAUACUUGGCAUAACACCUGCUUUGUCUGCUCGGUAUGCUGUGAGAGUUUGGAGGGACAAACUUUUUUCUCAAAGAAGGAUAAACCACUGUGCAAAAAGCAUGCUCAUGCUGUUAACAUCUGAAGUCGUCUUCAACACAACCGGGAGUUGGUUUUUUUGCUUUUUUUUUUUUUUUUUUACCAAAGAUGCCUCAAUGUUAGGAAAAGUUAAAAUAAAUCCAUAAAUCCAUUAUAAUGUAGAUUGAGGAUUAUAAAUUUUCUCUAUGAAUAACUGAUACAGUAUGCGAGGUAUGACAAACCUUUGUAUAAAUAUUCACGAAUGCUUACUGUAUGUGAAAAUAAUAUUUUGCACAGCCAAAGGUUUUGUUUUUUAUUAUUAUUAUUAUUAUUAUUUCAAAAAGUCAUACAGUUUAUUUAUUAGGGUUUCAUCUUCAGUCUAUGCAGUGUACCACACAUGGAGAUAUAUGUAAAUGUAGCACAGACAGGACAAUUUAUGUUCUAAAUCUAUCACUCUGCUUUUAAGUCUUUCUAUUUUAUUUUUUAUUUCAUUAUAGAUGUGCUAUUAAAAAAAAUACAUUUAUUAAGUUUACAUUAUAUAGCAAGAGUAACAUUUAGAAACCGGUUCCCAGAUGACUUUGGAAAUGACACGUAGAAUUACAAAUGCUAUGAGCUUUAAUGCAUUUGCUAAUGUUACUAUUCUGUGAUACUUAUUAAAAAUGAGCUUCCUGUUGAAUUAAAGUUUUGGAAAUUUGAACCCUGAAUAUAAAUAAGAGUAUGGCUGUGAAAGACUAACAAUGACAAAGUUCUAACUUGAUGUAUGUAAAGAAACAGUAGAGUGAAGAUAAAAAAACACAAGUAUGACUGAACGGUGAAGCACGGUCGGUGUAAUGGUUAGCAUUACUGCCCCACAGCACUGAGGUAAUGGGCUCAGUUCCCAGCAUGGUCCUAACUGUGUGUGUGUAGUUUGUAUAUUCUCCCCGUGCUUGAGUGGGUUUCCUUCAGGUACUCUGGUUUCCACCCACAAUCCAAAAACUUACUGAUACGUUAAUUGGCUCCCAACAAAAAUUAACCCUAGCUUGAGUUUGUGUGUGUACAUGUGGUAGGGAAGAUUAUAGAUUGUAAGCCCCACUGGGGCAGGGACUGAUGUGAAUGGCCAAAUAUUCUCUGUAAAGAUAAUUGGAAGGGUUCACUAUCCUUAUCCUGUAUGUAACUGUAAUGCCAAGAUACUGUCUAUUGCUCUUGUUUUUGUUUUUCUUUCCCCCAAAAGAAAGCAAAAGUGUUUAUUUUCAUACUGGUCAUCUAUUACAUACAAGGGUGGUUCAAUAAGUAAGGUAACAAGUCCUCUCACGUGUUGUGUUCUGUAUUUCAUUCUAAUUUCCCACCAGGCCAGAGCAGGUAGACCACUGCUUCCCCUCACAGCCAUUAGACUGCACCUCAUAGCAGACACAUGGUCAAGCAUUGAGGUGUGUAGUGUGAUUACAUUUCUGCAUCUAAAGGGCACAUCAGCUGCUGAAAUUCAUCAACAUCUUGUCGAGGUGUACAGUGAUAACGUAUUAUCAAAGGCAGUGGACCAACCCCAAAUCUGUUUCCGUGACAUGACAUUAUAACCAUAGAUGUAUUACAUUUUGAUAAUAAGAGCAGACAUGGGGGGAAAUUCAAUAGUUUUCUGGGCACCCGAAUGAGCUAUUCAAUUUUUGCCCCGAUCAAGGGCACCCAAGAGUUUAGAUGGGUUUAGCCACCUUACUCCUCUGAACCUGGUCAAUUUGAGAAUGACAUGCACAAAAAGCAAUAGGAUCUAAGUUACUCACACCCACCAGUAAAAUGAAGUCAGUGCUGCACUGUUGAAAGUGACAGAUUUUGUGCGAGGGUUGGUGCAAAAACAUUGGAAUCGCCCCCAUCAAUGGAUGAUGUGGUGACAACUGAAUACCGUGAAUUCACCAAGCUUUGUAAUUUAGAGUGGUUUAUGUGCAGAUUACUUUUUUAUUGCAGUUAAUAUUUAUAUUUUGGGUUCUAGUAGAUGAGUUUAGAUGUCUUUUUCAAGUAUACGUCACAUAGACAUAACUGUUUGACUAAGCAAGGUUUUUGUAACUGGAGUAGAAAACCGUUAUCUUAACUGGCAAAUCCUGUACUAGUGAAGGCUAAUCAUGCCAGUUAGACUGAGUUUCACGAAGGACGCUAGAUUUAAAAUAUAUAUAUAUAUUUUUAAGCCAGUCCUGUCAAUACACUUGUUGCUUGUAGACUUAUAACACUGUGAAGCUGGUUAAAAAUAAAAUAUCUGACAUAAUUAACAAA
Pseudophryne corroboree (corroboree frog) is the source of this 4160-nucleotide messenger RNA. RefSeq names its product PDZ and LIM domain 5 (gene PDLIM5). NCBI's taxonomy places the organism in Eukaryota, Metazoa, Chordata, Amphibia, Anura, Myobatrachidae. Gene Ontology annotation, cellular component: stress fiber; filamentous actin; Z disc. Gene Ontology annotation, molecular function: actin binding; muscle alpha-actinin binding. The record is from RefSeq and is a predicted model, not a curated record. The transcript is spliced from 13 exons. The coding region runs from base 229 to 1992 and encodes 587 amino acids. Gene Ontology annotation, biological process: actin cytoskeleton organization; muscle structure development; heart development.